Molecule: messenger RNA, 501 nt
Organism: Saprolegnia parasitica CBS 223.65
Lineage: Eukaryota; Oomycota; Saprolegniomycetes; Saprolegniales; Saprolegniaceae
Exons: 2
Coding region: 1-501 (166 amino acids)
Source: RefSeq, a predicted model, not a curated record
AUGUGGAGCCGCUCUGGCGCUGGCUCGACGCAGCCCAAGUCGCUGUCGGUGGCGGCCGUUGCCAGCCUCUUGUGGCUCGCCCACGCGCGGGGCGGUUCGCCGUGGAAGGCGCCUGGGCCACUGCUGCCGCCACCCGCCUUGGCUCUCGUGCCCUACGUGGCACUCUCGCGCAAGCUCGUGGUUCGUCAAAAGGCGAUGACCGCGCGCCAUCUCGCGGCGCUGACCUAUUUGCACGCACACGCGCCAUCGAUGGUGCUCUCGUACGUGUCGAAGCUCGUCGCGCGCGUUGCCAACGCGCCAAUCCUCCAAGCCAAGUGGCGCCGUGUCCUUGACGAGCUUUGUUGUGCGAUGCAGACGACCUUUCCGACGGCCAUGGAUGCACUGCUCUCGCAGGACUGGAAGCGCCCGCUCGAGACGACAGGCAAGGAGCCACCGCCGGCGCCACGACUCACGCGACACGACGUCGAGAUAGUCGAGAUGCGUUGGAUGGGACGAGGAUGA